This is a messenger RNA of Aspergillus bombycis, 1902 nucleotides long. Its product is annotated as GMC family oxidoreductase. Gene Ontology annotation, molecular function: oxidoreductase activity, acting on CH-OH group of donors; flavin adenine dinucleotide binding. NCBI's taxonomy places the organism in Eukaryota, Fungi, Ascomycota, Eurotiomycetes, Eurotiales, Aspergillaceae. The transcript is spliced from 2 exons. Gene Ontology annotation, biological process: secondary metabolite biosynthetic process. The record is from RefSeq and is a predicted model, not a curated record. Bases 1 to 1902 code for a protein of 633 amino acids.
AUGACGGUGGCCCCCGUGGUGGGUAUUAUGGCCGCUGUCCAUCCUACCAUCUUGUCAUCCGCAGCCUCUUCGCUCCCUUGGCUAGGAGCCAUCUCUACGCCGGAUAAUUUUGCCAGCCAGAUGGACGGGCGCAUUCAGGCACAGGGACUUCUCAGCUCACACUUUGGCAUGUACGGAUGGCCGGGACAGUCGUUCGACUACGUGAUUGUCGGCGGUGGAACGGCGGGCCUGGCCAUGGCGCGCCGCCUGUCACAGGAUGGAUCUGCCUCAGUUGCCGUGAUUGAGGCCGGGGGAUUUUAUGAAACCGAUGCUGGUAAUGCCACAGAGGUGCCGAUGUAUCUGUUCAAUUACUUCUUCGACAAUGGUAAGGUCAAAAACCCUCUAUUUGACUGGUAUCAAUACACGACACCGCAACCCGGGCUGGCACAGCGCGAGAUGUUUUAUAUGCAGGGGAAGACCUUGGGCGGAAGCACUGCACGAGGGGCCAUGUUGUACCACAGAGGCUCGAAAGGUGCAUACAAUAUGUGGGCAGAUCACGUUGGCGACGAUAGUUACACAUGGGAUAAAUGGCUGCCAUAUUUCCAGAAGAGCAUUCACUUCUCUGGUCCCGCAACGAACCCUCGUCCUGCGAAUGCUACUGCUCUGAACGACAACACGGCCUUUACGGCCUCGGGAGGCCCCGUACACGUCGGCUAUCCGUUCCAGGUGAAUGCCAUCUCAUCCUGGGUGGACAAGGCUCUAGCCAAAAUGGGCUUUCCUGAAGCUCAGGGCUUCUCCAACGGCAACUUGUUGGGCCGUUCAUACAUAACUCACACCAUAAACCCCUACACCCGUCGCCGCGAGACCGCUUCAUCUUCGUAUCUGCGUGAAGCACUGAUGGAGAGCAAUAACCUCAACAUCUUCACGCGGACUCUGGUUAAACGGGUACUGUUCGACGAUAAAGAUCGAGCAACAGGAAUAACAGUCAGCACCGACGGCUUCGAGUGGCAGAUCGGGGCCAGAAAGGAGGUCAUUCUGAGCGCCGGCGUCAUGCGUUCACCGCAGCUGCUGAUGGUGUCAGGAAUCGGGCCCAAAACCCAUUUGAAGCAGUUGGGCAUUCCAGUGCGAUCCGAUCUCAGCGGAGUGGGUCAGAACAUGCAGGACACCAUCAUCCUGGGCCCUACAGUUCCAGUCAAGGUCGAGAGCCACAGUCAGUUGAUGGGCAACAAAGAGACACUGCCACGGGCGAUUCGCGAAUAUAACGAGCAGCGCAAGGGUUUGUUGACCAACCCGGGCCAAGAUUAUUUUGCUUUUGAGAAACACCAGCCCGGCAUGCUGAAGGAAUCGACCGCCGCCGAUAUCGACGCCGCAUUUCCCACUGAUUGGCCAACCUUUUCAUAUAUUGCGCUGGACGACACCUUUGUUCCACAAUACGACGGCAAGAAUUACUUCAGCAUGUCUGCCGCUCUGAUGACGCCCUUCAGUCGCGGGACGGUCACGAUCAACAGCAACGAUACAGCCAACCCGCCCAUUGUGGACCCGCAGUGGUUAGCCGAUCCGAGAGAUCAAGAGAUGGCUGUGGCUGCCUUCCGCCGCUGUCGCGAGAUUGUUGCAUCGGAUGUGAUGCGUGAGGUCGUUGCUGGACCCGAGAUUUUACCCGGGCCGCAGUAUCAGACGGAUGAAGACAUUCUGAACUACAUCGCGGAGACAUCAGAUGCUUAUUAUGCUGGGGUGGGCACCUGUGCUAUGGGGAAAGCAGAUGAUCCCAAGGCUGUUGUGGAUUCCAAAGCCAGAGUGUUUGGCGUUAAGGGUCUGCGUGUAGUCGAUGCUUCUAUCUUCCCUUUUGCUAUUGAUGGACAGCCCAUGGGCACCGUGUAUGCUCUGGCUGAGAAGAUUGCAGCUGAAAUGAUCGCUGAACGGUAA